This is a messenger RNA of Anoplopoma fimbria (sablefish), 938 nucleotides long. It is a transcript of the gene dph5, whose product is annotated as diphthamide biosynthesis 5. Gene Ontology annotation, molecular function: diphthine synthase activity. Gene Ontology annotation, biological process: protein histidyl modification to diphthamide. The record is from RefSeq and is a predicted model, not a curated record. The coding region runs from base 72 to 938 and encodes 288 amino acids. The transcript is spliced from 7 exons. Lineage: Eukaryota; Metazoa; Chordata; Actinopteri; Perciformes; Anoplopomatidae.
AGUUUACGACAGGCCGUGUUCCGCUCCGCAGUGAGCAGACAGUGAGCAGACACGUGUGGCGGACCGGCAGCAUGCUGUACCUGGUCGGCCUGGGACUCGGGGACGCGGAGGACAUCACGGUGAAGGGUCUGCAGGCGGUGAGGCGCUGCUCCAGGGUUUACCUGGAGGCCUACACCUCCGUCCUCACCGUGGGGAAGGACGCGCUGGAGGAGUAUUAUGGGAAGGAGCUGAUCCUGGCCGACAGAGACCUGGUUGAACAGGGGGCUGAUGAGAUCCUGAAGGAUGCUGAUGUGACUGAUGUGGCAUUCCUGGUGGUGGGGGACCCUUUUGGAGCCACCACCCACAGCGACCUGGUGCUGAGAGCAGUGAAUGCUGGGAUACCGUACAAAGUCAUCCACAACGCCUCCAUCAUGAACGCAGUGGGCUGCUGUGGUCUGCAGCUGUAUAACUUCGGGGAGACGGUGUCGUUGGUGUUUUGGACGGAGACGUGGAGACCAGAGAGCUUCUACGACAAAAUCUGUAAAAACAGAACAGCUGGACAUCACACACUCUGUCUGCUGGAUAUUAAAAUCAAAGAGCAGAGCAUCGAGAACAUGAUGAGAGGGAAGAAGAUCUACGAGCCUCCUCGCUUCAUGACCGUCAAUCAGGCUGCAGAUCAGCUGAUCCAGAUCAUCCAGAGGAGGAGGGAGGAGGGGGAGGAGCUUGGUAUGACGGAGGACACUGUGUGUGUGGGCGUGGCCCGCCUCGGGGCCAACGACCAGACGAUCCGCGCGGCGACGUUGAGGCAGCUGGUGUCAUGUGACCUCGGCGGCCCGCUCCAUUCGCUGGUCGUCACCGGUCAGCUCCACCCGCUCGAAGUGGACAUGCUGAGAGUCAACGCGGAACCAAACGCACUGCAGCACCUGCAGGUUCUAGACGGAUCCACCUACUGCUCAUAA